AUGGAAUUGUCGCGACAAGAGUAUCCGGCGAUUGUGCCCUCGUUAAGCCCUACCCAUGCUUCAUCCGUCCUUACCGAACGCAUACGAUUAAUUAACAAGAUAAAUUCAGAUAUUGCGGACUGGCUUUCGGAACGGCGACGAGUGGAAGAUGCAUAUGUUUUGGGUCUUCGGAGGCUCGCGCGACGGCCACUGCAAGAUGGUUCCGCAGCGUUGGGAGUUUUUCAAACUCCCUGGCAACGCAUCCUUGCUGCUACUGAAAUUUUAGCCGAAUCCCAUGAGACCCUUUCGCAUGCAAUCGAGGUGGACGUUGAGCGACCUUUGAAGGAAUAUGCUAGCAGGAAUAGUGAUAUGAAAUCCCUCUCAACCAUGCAGCAGGAACUAUCGAAUCUGGCCAAGGAAGUUGAAUCUGCGAAGAAGAAGGCCGACAAAUUAAAGGACAAGGGUCCGAAGGCUGCUGCGAAAAACUCGAGUGCCGUUUCCGCUGCGCAGGAGAUGGCGCAACAAUGGGAAUCGAGAGCGCCUUUUGUCUUUGAACAGCUCCAGGCUGUUGACGAACACCGCCUGAACCACCUCAGAGACCUUCUCACCCAGUACGAGACUCAUGAGUCAGAUCAUAUCGAAAGAACAAGACGAUCCACUGAGAGUUGCCUUAACGCGCUAUUAAACGUUCAGACCGACGAAGAGAUCAGGGCGUUUAUGACAAAGGUAACGGGUGGAAGGGCCCUUGUAUCGAGAACAUCGAAUGCUCCUGCGACUACUUCACCCCCAUCAUCUAGGCCGGAUCCAGUGGCAGUAGCAGCAUCAACAGCCGCAGGGCCUUUACCUCCGCCUCCUAGAAUUCAUGACGAUGCGUCUAGCGAGCGUUCCGGUCGGUCGAAUCAAGAUAGACUUGGCCCUGCACCAGAGCCAGUUGGUCAUAUGAGGCUUGGUGGCCUGAAGCGAUUGGGUACUGUCAUGGGCCGAAGAAAGAGCGUUGUACAUCAUUCAACUGGGAGCGCAAGUUCUCCAGAGAGGAAAUUCCGGUCUCCAUUCACGGCGUUCCGAAAACCGGAAGCGACUCGAAAUUUUCACCCAGUCGAUAUGCAGCCUAACGCUGGCGAUUAUCUAGCGCCUAUUUCUUCGAGGGAUGAUCCGUCACUGCGCCGUCCUGCUUCCUCGCCUCGAGGGACGGCUCGCAGCGAGUCGAUUUCAGCGUCGCAUCAGCGACCAGCGACCCCCAACGGUGCUGUCUCUCCCGAUGAGAAAACCGAACAAGAGAUUCCCUCGAAGGAGGUCAACUCCACGGACCAAGCGUCAACCCCAGCCCAACCCCCUAAGAUAGACGUUGAGGGAUAUUCCGAACGGCCAGAUAGUCUUGACGAAAUAUCUCGAAUUCAAAGAGAAGCUGCAGCCACCGAAGAGCCCGGUCUUAACCUCACCAUCCGUGAUCAACCUAUCGAGGAGGACGAAAGCGAAGCGAAAAUGGCUCUGAACGAGGUGGCGAAUACCUUGCGAUUGAAAGCACAGCAAUCAGGCCUAUCUCGUGGGCUUGGAACAUUGCGUGGGCGUCGAGACGUUAGAAACACCAUUUUUGUCCCAAACCAACCCGGCGAAGAUUCAGGCUUGGGCCCAGUUCCUGGCCUAGUUGCUGGACCAGCUCCUGUCACGCCAUCGUAUACUCCUAGGACUGUGACAUCUCCUGGAAGUCACGAUGACCAUACCUUGUCCGAUACAACAUCAAUCAAUUCAUCACAAACUCUCCAUAGUCUCUCUGGGCCCGUUUCACAUCCUGAUAUGCCCGAACCUGGCCUCAACGCAUCCAUCGUGGAAACGGUCAGCGCUUGGUUUUCUGACGGCGUAGUGACCCGUUCCUUCGUCGUGGGAGAAUUGGCUCUGACGUAUAACUCGACCGUCAACGCCCCUUCUGAUCCUACGCUUGUCCGCCUAAAUAAUUUCCACAUUUUAGAAAAGGUUGCGGCAAACCCUGUCCUCGCUACAGAAGCCGGAAAUUCCUUAAAAGGCAAGGAGAAGGAAAAGGAGCUCGGCGACGAGGAAAGGAAAGGAGAGUAUCUGAUAUCGCUUCCAACUAUCGCACGUCCGACUCCUACGGUUGCUUUUAAAUAUCAAGUACAUCUCGAUCCUUCUAAUUUAUCCGCCUAUUCCCCAGUCAUAUUUAACCCUGUUUGGAAUUUGGAAGAAUUCCAAGCCAGCGUUAUCAUUACUUACUCAAUCAACCCCAACUUCGUUUCUGCAAUGCCAUCCACACGUAUCACACUUCAGAAUCUUGUUCUCACUGUCAACCUGGAUCUAUCCCCGCAAGAAGACGAAACUACCAAACAGCCUCGAGAAGUUGCUCGGGCUACGGGAGCAGUUAUGUAUCCAAAUACCGGCGCUACAUUCCGCCGCAAGAUAUCAGCCGUAACAUGGAAACUACCAGAGUUGGAAAUAGGCGGCGAAGGCGACCAACGAUUCCUCGCUCGAUUUUCAACCACAGUAAGUGGGCCCCGAAAGGGGAAAGUCGAUGCCAAAUUCGAUGUCAUGAAUGCCAACAGUGGGGAAAGAUUGGGUAUCAGUGUUCAAAAUUCUACCAGCGAGCAGAAGGAGAAGAAGGCUGACGACCCCUUUGCCGAUGAGUCUCUGGUGACGAGUAAUGGGGCGACUUCACCUGAACACUUGCCCACCUCGAAGACAUGGGAAGAAGUGUCCACACGACGAAAACUGGCAGCUGGGCGAUAUACCUCUGUUGAUUAAAAAAAAUCCUACAUUCUUUUCUUUUCUUUGUUAUUUUUUUCUGUAUCAAAGCUAUUUGUUCCGUUUCGCCAAUGCCGAGAUUCAGAAUGAGCGACAUGAUCGUCUUCAACAUGUUUCGCCGUACGAAACCGUCCUUCCCACUAUCAUGUGCACAUCGUUGCAGCAAAACUAUUUUUUGUCCGGAAAAAUCUCCUUUGAUCGAGGAUACAAAUCCUAAUCGUAAAACCACCGAGUGAUGUAGGAAAUUUUGCAUCCUUCGGGAGAGAAUCGGGUUUAACGGAAAGCAUAUUGGACGGAACAAUAAAGAAUUCCCCUCAUACCCCUGUUUUUGUUUAAUGCACAUCAUCACGCAUUUGAGCCACGAUAUUAUCCUCUGGUUAUACUUUUAUUCUUUGGCUUUUUAUUCCCUGGUUUUUCUCUCCUUUCCUUUCCUUUCCUUUCCUUUUUGAUUUUCGGCUUGUCACUUUUGAACUUGCUAAAGCAUGAAGAUUUAAUUUGAGUAAAAUUAAUCUUGAACUGCCACUUUCUUGGGCCAUUUCUCACCAUCCCCUCUUUUCCCUCCACCAUUCUUGGAAAAACACAAAACAGGCCACGGUCCUGAUAUUUUCUACAUGGUUUC
This is a messenger RNA of Histoplasma capsulatum G186AR, 3349 nucleotides long. RefSeq names its product fes/CIP4 homology domain-containing protein. Gene Ontology annotation, biological process: septin cytoskeleton organization. The coding region runs from base 1 to 2730 and encodes 909 amino acids. The record is from RefSeq and is a predicted model, not a curated record. The transcript has 9 exons. Lineage: Eukaryota; Fungi; Ascomycota; Eurotiomycetes; Onygenales; Ajellomycetaceae. Gene Ontology annotation, cellular component: plasma membrane; cell division site; cytoplasm.